AUGUCGGGUCUCAAGCGUCUAACGAACAAUGAGUCGAAAAAGAACAACGAUUACAGUUUACAAUUGAGCCGAUGGUUCCUCAUAUCGAUUGGCGCUUGGCCGCAAACACGCACAUCCAGCAUAAUGGAGAAGUUCUCCUCGAUAAUACUUGUUCCCAUUUUGUCGUCCGCAGUGGCAAUAAUUAUCACACCGUGCCUCCUAUAUGUAUUUCUUGAGGCGAGGGACAUGCAGACGAAAUUGAGUCCUCUCCUUCCGCUGAUACAUCGAAUAAUAGGCUCCUUGAAUUAUUGGAUACUACUUACACACGGCAAAGCCAUUCAUGAAUGUAUAAAACAUAUGGAAAAGGAUUGGCAUGUUGAGAAGACAAUCGAGGAUACUGAGGUGAUGAUGAAACACGCCAAGAUUGGUCGUUAUAUGACCGCAGUCUGUGCGAUAUUUAUGCAGGGCAGUGCACUUCUGUUUAAUAUAUUUACAACAAUGAAAACCGUAACCUUUAUUAACAAUAACGUAACCACUAGGAUACAUCCGUUGUCAUGUCCAGCCUAUCGCAAGCUUCUCGACGCAAGAUUUAGUCCGGCGAAUGAAAUCAUGAUUAGUAUGCAAUUCAUAUCGAGCUACCUAACGAAUUCCUCCACAGUGUGUAUUUGUAGUCUCGCCAUUGUGUUUGCAAUGCACGCCUGUGGUCAGCUGAACAUGUUGUCCGCGUGGUUUAACGAAUUCGACAAGGAUUAUGGGAAGAAAAACUAUCUAGCUGAACGAAGAUUGACUGCAAUCGUCAAACAUCACUUAAGAGUCCUGUGUUUUAUAGGACGUAUAGAGAGCAUUAUGUAUAAAGCCUGUUUCGUGGAAUUAAUGGGAUGCACGUUGAAUAUGUGUUUAAUUGGGUACUAUUUAGUUAUGAAUUGGAGUACGUUUAGCACUGCAAAAUUAAUGUCAUUGAUUACGGUAUACAUAUCAAUGGCUUUUAAUAUUUUUAUAUUUUGCUACGUCGGGGAAAUUAUCACCGAACAGUGUAAGAACGUUGGUCGAAUGGCAUACAUGACCAAUUGGUACAAGUUGAAUUACAAAACUGCGCGUGGUUUUAUAUUAAUAAUUGCACGGUCAAAUAACGUGAUCAAGAUAACAGCAGGAAAAUUAUUUGAUUUGUCUAUUGCCACGUUUGGAGAUAUAAUUAAAACGUCUUUAGCGUAUAUGAAUGUAUUGCAAACAAUUUCCUAUAUCGUGCAUCUUCAUGAAGCGAUCAUGUCGGGUUUUACGCGUGUACCAAGCGAUAUUAAAUCGAAAAAAAACAAUGAUUAUAGUUUACAAUUCAGCCGAUGGUUUCUUUUAUCUAUCGGUGCUUGGCCGCAAACACGAACAUCCAGCAUAAUAGAGAGGCUCUCCUCAUUAAUACUUGUUCCUAUUUGGUGGUCCAUUGUGGCAGUAAUUAGCAUACCGUGCUUAUUGUAUAUACUUUUCGAGGCGAAGGGCAUCCAAAUGAAAUUAAAUUCUCUCGGUGCGCUAGUGCAUAGAAUAAUGGGCUCCUGGAAUUAUUGGGUACUACUUACACACAGCAAAGCGAUUCAUGAAUGCAUAAAACAUAUGGAAAAGGACUGGCAUGUCGCUCAGAGAAUCGAGGAUUACGAGGUGAUGAUGAAACACGCCAAGAUUGGCCGUUAUAUGGCCGGAGCCUGCGCAAUAUUCAUGCAAAUCAGUUCAAUUCUGUUUAACAUUUAUUCAACAAUGAAAACCGUAACCUUUAUUCACAAUAAUGUAACCGUCACGACACGUCCGUUGUCAUGUCCAGCGUAUCGCAAGCUUAUCGACGCGAGAUUUAGUCCGGCGAAUGAAAUCAUGAUUAGUAUGCAAUUCAUAUCGAGCUUCAUAAUGAAUUCCUCCACAGUGUGUAUUUGUAGUCUUGCCAUUGUGUUUGCGAUGCAUGCCUGUGGUCAAUUGAACAUGUUGUCCGCGUGGUUUAACGAAUUCGUGGAAGAUUAUGCCAAGGAAAACUAUUUAGCUCAACGAAAAUUGACCACUAUCGUCGAACAUCACUUAAGAGUUUUGUGUUUCAUAGGACGUAUGGAGAAUAUUAUGUAUAAAGCCUGUUUCGUGGAAUUAAUGGGAUGCACGCUGAAUAUGUGUUUAGUUGGAUAUUAUUUUGUUAUGAAUUGGAGUGUGUUUAGCACAGGAAAAAUAAUGUCAUUGAUUACGAUAUAUAUAUCAAUGGCUUUUAAUAUUUUUAUAUUUUGUUAUAUCGGAGAGAUUAUCACCGAACAGUGUAGGAACGUCGGUCGGAUGGUAUACAUGACUAAUUGGUACAAGUUGAAUUAUAAAACUGCGCGUGCCAUUAUAUUAAUAAUAGCACGGUCAAAUAAUGUAAUCAAAAUAACAGCGGGAAAAAUAUUUCAUCUGUCUAUCGCUACGUUUGGGGACAUAAUUAAAACUUCUUUAGCGUAUAUAAAUGUAUUGCAAACGAUGUCUGUAUGA
Molecule: messenger RNA, 2466 nt
Organism: Odontomachus brunneus
Lineage: Eukaryota; Metazoa; Arthropoda; Insecta; Hymenoptera; Formicidae
Exons: 11
Coding region: 1-2466 (821 amino acids)
Biological process (GO): detection of chemical stimulus involved in sensory perception of smell; sensory perception of smell
Cellular component (GO): plasma membrane
Molecular function (GO): olfactory receptor activity; odorant binding
Source: RefSeq, a predicted model, not a curated record